Messenger RNA from Cladocopium goreaui, 4398 nucleotides. Lineage: Eukaryota; Dinophyceae; Suessiales; Symbiodiniaceae. The record is from the annotation of a GenBank genome assembly.
GCUGCUGGCUCUUUUGCCUUUUCGUUGAAGACCGGCGCACGUAAUGGUGCUCUUGGCACUGCUGGUGUUGCUACCCCAGCUACGCCUGAUCGUGAUGGUCGAGGCUUUGCGUCUUCUGGGGGAUCGACUGGUGGGGAUGGCAAGAAGUAUGUCGACUACCGGGUCGAACCAGCACCGGCCUGGGGUGGUGAUGCGCCUGAACGUCAACCGUUGACUACGUUCCUUGCCAACAAGAAGGCAGCCUUUGCUGAGUUGCGAAAGCAGGGGCUUGACUUGUUAGGCACUCAAGCAGGCCGACACUUGCUGGGUCACUUGAUCCUCAAGCAGGGAUCUUUCAGCCAAGACCAGCGUCAGCGGCUGAAGGUUGUCACCAAUGGUAGCAUAGACUACAAAGAAGUUGAGAAGGCGAUUCAGAAGGUCUUUGGCGACAAACUGGAUGAUGUAUCCAUGGCUGACGGAAUGGGACCUCAGAGGCGAUGGCGCAGUGCCACCUACUGGGGUGAAGAUGAUGACUACCCGCCUGACGAGUGGGAUGAGAAUGAUGAGAUGGCGACAUACGCUGCUGGUGACUAUUUGAAUGACUAUGAGGAGACCAUUUUUGAUGAUCUUGUUUGCCUUGGUGAAACGGAUGAGAUGCAGCUUGUUUUCCAUCAGGAAUUACCAGUCAUCAUGGAUGAAUCUGAGGCUUUGGAAGCCGUUGGACACCAGUUUGAGGAGAUCUUCUUUGAGACCAGAGAUCGUUUGAAGGGCAAAGGCAAAGGCAAGAAAGGGAAAGGCCGUGGUCAUUCCCACGUGAAGACGUUUGGUUGCACAGGCAAGCCUAGUUUUGGUGGCGGCCGCGGUGGUGGCUAUUUGGAGCACAGAAGGAUGUUGCAGGCCAGUCGAAAUGGACGUGGCUUUGACCGACCUUGGCAGCAGCGUCAAGGCAGUCGGAUGUCUUUGGGUGAUCUCAAAUCCAGAUCACGAUGUCACAACUGCAAGCAGAUUGGACACUGGAGCAAAGAGUGCCCUUUGCGCUCCAAGCAGUCAGCACCUUCCACCGGUUCAUCAAAGGGGACAAUGAUGUCCCAGAGCAGUAGCGUUGGUUUUUUCUGUCAGCCGCCGAAAGAGGUCGCUGGACAGUUUCUCACCAAGAGCGUUCAGAGCUCUGAGUCCCAGCAAUAUGUGCCGCAGUCCUUCAUGUCAUUCAGCGUAUGUGGCAUGGAGGAAACCACCAAGAUAGCCUAUGUGCCCAUUGGCCUCAAUGGAAGAUCUGGAGUACUACGAGUACAAGUGUCCCCAAUUGGAGCGAACUUCCAAUUUCUCAUGCCAGCUCAGCCAUGGGUCCGGUGGCGGCGCUUGUUGCUGCGGCUUUGCGCCUCAGCUUUCCUGCAAGCGUGGCAAGUGAUGAUGUCAGUUGCUCGCCAGCCCCAAUUGCGAAGUGCUCGUCGCUUGCAACAUCGACGGGAACAAUUGGAGAAGGAAGCUUUGAACUUGGCUCAACAAGAACAACGGAUGAUUGCAGAGGCAGCUUCCUCGAGCUCUAUGGCGACCCCUGGCGAUCUGAAUGUGUCCCGCGACGAGGACCGGAAGAGGCCGAUGGCCAUGAUACAGGGCCGCGGCAAAUACUUGGUGCCUCAGUUGGAGAAGUCUCCUCAAUGUCCACACAAGAGCACCAAGCAUGGCGCAAACCGACUGGUGAGCUACAACAAGUGCACCGACUGUGGCCAGGAGCAGUCAAUGCCCCUGACUCCGGUGAGCGAUUUGAAUCACUGGAAUCACACGUUGGUCUAUCUGAAGCAGGACUUCAUCAAGCGACAGAUCAACAAGGAGAUCCAACGAAAGAGCGAGAAUCUUGGAGCCACAGCCAAGGCCUCAUCAAUGCCACGACCCACGGCAGCGAAGAGCCGUCCCAAAGCAGAAGUCAAAGUCGAGAUCGAGGAAGAUUGGCAUCGUCCCUUAUGGGAGGAGGAUGUCGCCAUGGAGAUGACAUACCAAGCUCACACACAGAGUUGCGACUUCUGCCAGAUGGGGGAGGUGACCCUUCAUCGCCAUGUGGACGACCACAAGUUGCUUUGGAAGUGCAACAAUCCCCAGUGCCGUCUACACCUGAUGCAGAUGGCGGGACAGUUGGUGGAAGCACAGGGUGUCAUGCUGUGCCCUCAAUGCCAAUCCAACGAACUCAUGCCAGUGACUGUGGGGGAGAAGCCAGACGAGACGGAAGUCCAAUGCAUGAACCAAGAUUGCGGCAUCUCCAUCCUGCUGUUCGAACUCCCGAUCGUGAUGACCCAAAGCGGUGAUGUGUCUUGGUGUGCCGUGGAGGUUAGCCAAGUACCUGGCGAUGACUACCAUUUUGGGAUCCCAGUGCACUAUAUGGUCUUGUAUGAGUUCUCUGCCGACUUUUUCAACUACAUGGCCGAGGCAGAGUUCGAAAAUGAGGUCACCCUUUCCAAAACAACCAAGGCUGAAAUCAAUGGCAGACUUGAUGAAAUGCUUGGUGACCUGACUGUGUACUGGAACUUGUGGCAAGAGGUGGAUGGUCAUGAUGACAUUGUGGAGAUCUGUGGUGGCCUUCAGGACUCCAAUGACGCCAUUGUGGAGCUCUACAGUCCACCACGAUUGGUGACGGAGGCCAGAAAAAGAGGACUCCAAGCUGAAUGGUCAGUUGACCUUGACACCGGGUAUGACCUCAGCAAACCUGAGGUGAAGCAACAAGUGCGAGAAGAGUUGUCACGCCGCAGGCCCAGAUUGCUGACAACCUCACCACCUUGCACAAAGUUCUCACCUUUGCAGAACAUACGUGCUCACCCAGAGCUCUUGGCGGAGGAAUUGAUUCCUGCGACUGAGCACAUGGACUUCACCAUGGAGAUGCAUGAAGAUCAGUUGGAACGGGGAGACCUUAGUCUGCAUGAACACCCCGAUACAGCAACCUCUUGGAACCUCGGAAGCGUGCAACGUUUCCUCAGUCAUGAUGAGGUGCUACUGAUCAAAUCUCACUUGUGCCGUUUUGGCCUCAACUUCAACGGCAAGCUCAGCCGCAAGUCAACCUUGUUUGCAACUACAUGUGAUGCAAUUGGUGUGUGUUUGCAGAAGCUUUGCAACUGCACCGAAGGCCAUCAGCAUUUGAUUCAAGGUCUUCCACGUCAAGCACAAGUCUAUCCACCAGCCCUUGUCAAGGCGAUCAUUGAUGGACUCAUCCAAGAUUGGGUAGAUUCACAACAAGGUCGUCCCAAGCACAUGCCUGAUUUGGGUGACUUGGAACAAUGGAUCGAUGAACUUGGCCGCAACAAGUGGCAAUGGCGGCAGUUUCAUGAUAGUGCUGUUUUGGUUGUCUGCAAGCCUGACCAGAUUCCAUCGUGUGGACCUGGCCAUAGAAAUGUGAGAUGGACCUGGGUUAGGAAUCCUUGGGAUGGAAAGUGGAUCCAAUUUGAACAAGCCAGAACUGGAAAGCCAUCCAAAUUUGAGAUCAACUAUCAGCACAUGAUUGUUCUUUUUCACCAUGGAGAAUUUUCUUUGACGUUUGCGGAGGGUUCACCAAGUUCAGUCACAACUGCAGAGAAGAGUAUGGUUUUGCGAGCACAUGUGAAUUUGGGCCAUCCACCUGUCAAGGAGUUCGUGCGUUUGCUCAAAGCUGCAGGAACCAGACUGGACGUGAUUCAGUAUGUCUUGCGCGAGUUUUCAUGUGAAGGCUGCUUGAAGGAGCAGCGACAGCCGACACGUUUACCGGCAGCGACACCUCGUACCUACGACUUCAACAUUGUCGUGGGCGUUGACCUUCUUUUUGUUUAUGGUGCGAGUCCUCAGGAAGAACAUCCGGUGCUGAAUGUGACAUGCGUUGGAACCCUUUACAGCACCUUCACCAUGGUGCAUCCAACGAGACGUGGUUCCGCACUGGUGUGGUCUGCUUUCCUCAAGAGCUGGUUGAGGACUUUUGGCAGUCCAAGUUUUCUUAUCAUGGAUCAAGGCCUGGAAUUUCAAGGCGAAUUCAUUGAAGGUUUGGAAUCACAUGGAAUUCAGCCCAUACUGAUUGACCGGGAUGCACCAUACCAGAAUGGGGUGACUGAGAGAAGAGGUGGCCUUUUCAAGGAAGUCUAUUACAAGACUCGUGAGCUUCGCCAACCAGCCAAUGUGAGCGAAGUCCAAGACAUGAUUCACGAAGUUGCAUGGGCACUGCAGACGUUGACAAACCGAAGUGGUUAUUCUCCAGCUCAGAGAGUUUUUGGCCGACAGCCAGCUCUCAACAUGGAGCACUUGAAUGACAGUGGCGAGUUUGAGUUUUCUCAGACCCAAGAUGCUGCAUGGAAGCGAUCAGAAGAGAUCAGACAAGCAGCUCGAAAGGCACUUGUGGAGGUGGAUGGCAAGGAGCGUUUGAACAGGGCUUUGCGAGCCCGACCACGUCGUGCCAGAGAAGACUGCUAG